AUGGCUUCCUCGACACCUCAACCUUCUACCGCUGCUGCGCCAUCUUCUACCGCUACAUCGACACCUGAACUCCCGUCCCGGCCAAGCUCGCUGAACGCUGUGGUCAGCCAGACAGCCUCGAAUUAUUCUCCAUAUGGCGCAUCCAGACUAGGCACGGCGCCGUAUGGUGGUGGGUAUAACAAUUACUCAUCGCCAUAUUCACGGUUUGGGGCCAUGGGGGGCAUGGGUUCGAUGUAUGGUGGUUAUGGCGGAAUGGGAGGGAUGUAUGGCGGUAUGGGUGGAAUGGGUGGAAUGUACGGAGGCAUGCAGAACGGCGGUGACCCGAACAGCUUGACAAACUCGUUUAACCAGAGUACGCAGGCGACGUUCCAGAUGAUCGAGAGCAUCGUCGGGGCGUUCGGAGGAUUUGCCCAGAUGCUGGAAAGCACAUAUAUGGCAACACAUAGCUCAUUCUUCGCUAUGGUAUCAGUCGCAGAACAAUUUGGGACUCUCAAAAACACACUAGGCUCCGUCCUGGGCAUCUUCACAAUUCUUCGGUGGUUCCGAACACUGCUCGCUAAAUUGACUGGUCGCCCUCUACCCGCAGAUGCGACUGCUCUUACUCCCUCAGCAUUCUCUGCAUUUACUGGCAACAACGGUGGCCUACCAGAUGGCUCCGGCCGACCGAAGCCAUCAAAGAAGCCCUUCUUCUUCUUCCUUGCCGCCGUCUUCGGCCUACCGUAUCUCAUGUCGAAGCUCAUCCGCGUCCUUGCCCGGUCACAAGAGCAGGAAGCCAAACGACAGCAAGAAUUACUAAACGAAGCCCAGCAGCAGGGUUCGAUCGACCCGUCGAAGCUUGACUUCUGUCGGGUCUUGUACGACUACUCGCCCGAUACACAGGCGACUGGCGGUAUAGAUUUGGCAGUCAAGAAGGGCGAUCUCGUUGCCGUGCUGAGCAAAUCUGAUCCAAUGGGGAACCCAUCCGAAUGGUGGAGGUGCAGAGGUCGCGAUGGCUCUGUUGGAUACCUGCCAAGCCCGUAUCUGGAAGCCAUUCAACGCAGGCCACAGCAGCAAGCGAUCACAGCUGGAACGACUGCGGCUGCGAACAACAGCGCGCCAGCUACGAGGACAAGCACACUGGUCGGCAACUCAGCGGAGGCGAGGACCAAGAGCCUGACUGCACUCAAGGGGGGCCAGGCUCCCGAGCCCGUCAAGGGGAAGCCAACCGAUAUCUCCCUGGAGAACUUCCAGAAGAGCAAUUUCUACUCUUAG
This is a messenger RNA of Arthroderma uncinatum, 1251 nucleotides long. RefSeq lists its product as uncharacterized. NCBI's taxonomy places the organism in Eukaryota, Fungi, Ascomycota, Eurotiomycetes, Onygenales, Arthrodermataceae. Bases 1 to 1251 code for a protein of 416 amino acids. Gene Ontology annotation, molecular function: protein binding. Gene Ontology annotation, biological process: protein import into peroxisome matrix, docking. The transcript is spliced from 2 exons. The record is from RefSeq and is a predicted model, not a curated record. Gene Ontology annotation, cellular component: peroxisomal importomer complex; peroxisomal membrane; peroxisome.